AUGGCACAGAUUGUGGAGGCGGACAUCUUCUGCUGGACGUUGCUUGGAUUGACUCUGGCGGUGGCGCUUGCUUUGGAUGUAAGUUUCUCCCCUCCCAGGGUUGGAGCUCUGUCAGUUCAGACGGCGGGGAAGCUGACAGCCUUCUGGUUCUGCGUGGGCUUGCUGUUCGAUGUAUUCCUGCUUGGCCACUCCGGCUGGGAAGCAAGCUCAGGCUUCAUGCAAGGCUUCCUCCUUGAGUACAUGCUGAGCUUUGACAACCUUUUCGUGUUCCACUUGGUCUUUUCGUACUAUUGCACUCCGGAGGAUUUGAUGUACCGAGCUCUGUACUUUGGCAUCGCCGGUGCCAUCGUCCUUCGCGUGGUGUUUCUCUCGGUCGGCUACACCGUGCUGAACAGAUUGGUCCUGGUGAAGCUCAUCUUCGGUGUGGUCCUUGUCUACAGCGGCUUGAAGACGGCAGCAGACGUGGAGGAGGAAACAGAUCCCAGCAAAAAUCAGUUGGUCGCACUGGCAGCAAAGGUUCUGCCAAUCAGCGACCACUACGAGCCGCACGGACACUUCUUCUUCGUUGAUGAGGAGACCGUGCGUGACGACAUGUCGGAUCGUGGGCGAAGUCCAUCCCUUGAGGGUCUAUUGGCCACAGACGCAGAUGCAGCUUUCAACUCUCUCCCCCGCUUGGAAUCAUUUGAGGGAAGCAGCCUUCUUCGAGCUCCAGAGGACAGAAACCGGCCGAGCAACCCACGUGAAGGCUCAGAACUUUUUCGGGCCCCACGUGCUCGUCAGAAGGCAUCGUUAUUGUUACUGGUGGUGAUUGCACUCCUGGCUGUCGACCUGAUCUUCGCCCUCGACUCCGUCGCCUCCAAGCUUGCGGCAGUCAAUGACGUGUUCCUGAAUUGCGCCUCCUCCGCCUUUGCAAUGAUGGGGCUCAGGUCACUGUACUUUAUCAUGGAAUCCCUGGUGCAGACGUUCUACAUGUUGAAGUAUGGAAUUGCCGCCGUCCUGGUGCUGAUCGGGCUCAAGCUGCUCUUCUCGCAGUGGCUGGACAUCUCCAACUCCGCAAUGUUUGUGAUGAUCAUCUUGAUCUGUGCAGCCAGUGCUGCAUCUUCGUACUGGGUGGAGCAAGUUCCAGACGCUUGCAAAGGCGCAAAUGGCUUGGAAUCUGAAGAGGACAUGGAGCGCACAGACCGGCACUUCGAUCGAGAGGCCAUCGACUCCCCUGCUGGCCAGACAAUGCUGGAAGAGCGGGCGGCACUAGAGCCUGUCACGCCGUCCAGGCCAGUUCCGCUCCGAGUCCAGGCAGAGGAGUGUGAGCCGCUGCAGUUCGAGCCCGAGCGCUACGAGCUCCAACCGGUCAUAAGCAGCCCAGAGCAAGGAAGGUCCGGUAGGUGGGCCGAGCAGGAGGAAGUCGGCGAAACUCCACGCAGAAGGGACGAGAUGAGAAGCUUAGCAGCCUCAACCUCCAGUGACGGAGGCGAGAAAGAGGAGGAUCUCGAUGAAGAGCACCAACAGACGGACGAAGGGCAGGCGGUAGGAACACAAAGGCUGGGCCACUGCGGUCCCGAAGGACUUCACAUUGAAAAUGGUGAUGCAGGAGCGACGGGAGCAGCAAGCGCUGAAGAAGAAGAACGCCUCCACCUGACGGCAUUGACUUCAUGCCUUGUCCGGCCCGUAUGGCUCAAGUCUCAGCCUUCCGCUGACCAUGCUAGACUGAAGCGGCUGCACCUCAGCCGGCCCACCAGGUUGCCUGGUGCUGCGAACUGUGCCGAGCAGGAAUGGUCUGCGGAAGACACAUGUGAGGUCGGAUCCAGCAUGCAGGCUGCAUGGGAUCAAAGAGAACAUGACGGCCUUGCCCACAUGGUGCGCUUCGACACGAGGGGCGACCUUGGACUACUGUUUCACCCAGGUCCGCUGGACAAAUGGAUCGACCAGAAAAUCCAGUGGAACACUGCCACCGAACUCGAACGAUGGCAGCGAGAAGAGGGGGGAAGCCUCAACCAAGAAGAGGCAGACUCCUUCGAAGCCUACCGGGGGAGGCUUCGCACCAGACAUGAACUGGGGAAGGCAGCAGACAAACUUGUCCGCAUCACGGACAAAUACCUCCCAAAGGUGACUAACGAGACGAGGGGCUUCAUCACGAAGUACCCGCACAAGAUCCACAUGUUUUGCCCAGUUGUAGAUGAACGCUGGUCUCGCCCUGCCGAACUGCAGAAGACCGCGCACACCAAGCAGGAGCCCGAGCAGGCAGGCACCCGCUAG
Messenger RNA from Symbiodinium sp. CCMP2592, 2253 nucleotides. The record is from the annotation of a GenBank genome assembly. Lineage: Eukaryota; Dinophyceae; Suessiales; Symbiodiniaceae.